This is a messenger RNA of Postia placenta MAD-698-R-SB12, 3383 nucleotides long. RefSeq lists its product as hypothetical. Gene Ontology annotation, biological process: maturation of SSU-rRNA from tricistronic rRNA transcript (SSU-rRNA, 5.8S rRNA, LSU-rRNA); endonucleolytic cleavage of tricistronic rRNA transcript (SSU-rRNA, 5.8S rRNA, LSU-rRNA); ribosome biogenesis. Gene Ontology annotation, cellular component: 90S preribosome; nucleus. Bases 1 to 3309 code for a protein of 1102 amino acids. Lineage: Eukaryota; Fungi; Basidiomycota; Agaricomycetes; Polyporales; Adustoporiaceae. The transcript has 6 exons. The record is from RefSeq and is a predicted model, not a curated record. Gene Ontology annotation, molecular function: GTPase activity; U3 snoRNA binding; GTP binding.
AUGGAGGGGCAGGCACACAAAGCACACCGUGCACCGCAGUCUGGAGCAAAGGCGGAGAAGAAGAGCAAGUCCAAGGGAAAGGAGAAGCAGCAUGGCUUCAAUGAGAAGGCCUUUGCACCAAGGUCCGGGCGGCGAGCGGAGAGACAGGGUCGUCGCAAGGUAGAACAAGACCAGACUCGCCUCCAUGUCCCCCUCGUUAACCGCACGCCCGAAGACCUACCUCCACCGGUCAUCGUGGCCAUUGUCGGGCCUUCAGGUGUAGGGAAAACGACUUUACUAAAAUCGCUCGUGCGCCGCCACACGAAACAGACUCUUAACCAUGUGCAAGGCCCCGUCACUGUAGUCGCUGGAAAGAAGAAGAGGAUCACCUUCAUCGAAUGCAACAGCGACCUUAAUUCAAUGAUCGACAUUGGGAAGAUCGCUGACCUUGAAACAUUUGAAUUCCUCAACAUUCUGCAAUCCCAUGGAUUUCCCAAAGUUAUUGGUGUCCUUACCCACCUGGACCUCAUAAAAAAGGCCGCAACGCUCCGCGCGACCAAGAAGGCUUUGAAAAAGCGCUUCUGGACUGAGAUCUACCAGGGCGCAAAACUAUUCUACUUAUCUGGUGUGCUGAACGGGCGGUAUCCGGACACAGAGAUCCUCAACCUUUCACGUUUCAUCAGCGUCAUGAAGUUCCGUCCCCUCGUCUUCCGCAAUUCGCAUCCGUACCUUCUUGCCGACCGAUUAGAGGAUCUCACUCCUCGAGAAGAGAUUCGCACCUCAAAGGGCAAGUGUGACCGUACUGUAACCAUUUACGGCUACCUGCACGGAACAAACCUUCGUCUCGGCACAAAAAUACACAUACCCGGCGUCGGCGAUCUCGACAUGAAGAGCGUCUCAGCUCUCGGUGAUCCAUGUCCUUUGCCGGAUGCAGACUCUGAGAAGAGGAGGAAGCUCAGCGAGAAGAAGAAACUUCUCAUCCAUGCACCCAUGAGUGAUGUUGGAGGUGUGAUGUACGAUAAGGAUGCUGUAUACAUCAACGUUCCCGGCAGUUUCACUCGCGGCAAUGCUGAUGUCCCUCACGGUGAAGGCGAGCGGAUGGUUAUGGACCUCCAGGAUGUCACCUCUACCCUCGAUGAUGCUGUCGCAAACAGCCAGAUUCGUCUCUUCGGCUCAUCCUCAAAACCGCUGACGGUCGAACCCGGGCCUAGUCGAAUACCUUCUGAUGACUUCAGCGAGGACGACGCCUCGGAAGAAUCGGCUGACGAAGAGUCAGACGAUGACGCAUCUGAUAUCGACGGCAGUGACGUUACUUCUGAUGACGAGGAUGACGAUCGCGGGGAAGUGGAGUAUGCAGAGAGCGACUCAGAUCUAGGUGAUGGUGACGAGGAUGACGGCGUUUUGCCGAACAACGGUGCUCGUGUCCAUUUUGAGGAUGACGCUGAAGUUGAAAUCCAGAGCGACGAGGACGUCCACAUGUCCGACGGAGAGGAGGCGCCACGGUGGAAGACGAAUCUCGCGUUGCGUGCACAGCAGGCAUUUUCUGAUCGCCCACGCGCGGGGAAGCGAAAGGACUGGACAAAGUUGAUCUACAUGUCAUCACUAUCGCCGGCCGAAAUCCUGCGUGGCAACGUUGCACAGAGCGGCAAAUCUCAAUCGACACAAUUUGCGGGGGACGAAGACUUCUUCACAGUUGUAUCGCGUGAUUCGGCAGACAAGGAGGAGCUGGACGUGACUAAGGAUGCUUUGAAGGCUGACGAACUCGAGGAGUGGGGUGACGAGGAUUUGCUUGAUUCCAUCCGCAAUCUCUUCAUUACCGGAUCCUCAGCGCCGGCGGGCGAAGGGGUUACAGAACUCGACGAGGAUGCCGAAGCCGAUGUUGACGAUUCGCAAUCGGAGGGCGAAACACAGGAGGCACAAGAUUCUGAAGUUGCGCGAGCUGCCGCACUUGCAGCGAAGAAGGAAGCCCUCAAGCGCAAGUUCGACGAGCAGUACGACGAUCCAGAAGGAUCGAAGCUGGACUUUUACGAAGAGCAAAAGGAGCAUAUGGCUCGACAGUUGGAACUCAACCGCGCUGAGUUCGAGAACGUUGACCCAGAAGCUCGUGCCCUCAUCGAAGGUCAUCGCCCUGGAUCAUAUGUACGCAUCGAAUUGGUCAACGUGCCAUGCGAGAUGGUCGAGAACUUCGAUCCCUCAUAUCCACUUAUCGUGGGCGGGCUGCUUCCGGCGGAGGAGAGAUUCGGCUAUGUUCAAGUUCGCCUGAAACGCCAUCGAUGGUACACGAAGACACUCAAGACGAACGAUCCGCUCAUCUUCUCCGUUGGGUGGCGACGAUUCCAGAGUAUACCGAUAUACUCGUUGGACGACCAUUCAAUACGUAUGCGUAUGCUCAAAUACACUCCCGAGCACAUGCACUGCUACGCAACGUUCUAUGGUCCCGUCGCCUUGCCCAACACCGGCUUCUGCGCGUUCAACUCCCUCUCGGGAGAACUCGCCGGCUUCCGCGUCUCAGCAACAGGGGUCAUCUUGGAUAUCGACAGGUCCGUCAAGAUCGUAAAGAAGCUUAAGCUGACCGGCGUCCCCUACAAGAUCUUCAAGAACACAGCCUUCAUCAGGGACAUGUUCAGCAGCGCGCUCGAGGUAGCUAAGUUUGAGGGCGCGAACAUCCGUACCGUUUCCGGGCUUCGAGGGCAAAUCAAGAAAGCUCUGGCCAAGCCAGAGGGUGCUUAUCGAGCCACCUUUGAAGACAAGAUCUUGAUGAGUGACAUCGUAUUUUUGAGAGCCUGGUACUCGAUCACUCCCCGGAAGUUCUACAAUCCCGUCACGUCGCUUCUGCUUUCCGAGAAGGGCAAGUGGGCGGGAAUGCGCUUGACUGGGCAGAUCCGACGAGAUGAGGGUUCGAAGACACCCGUCAAUGUCAACUCCAACUACAAGCAGAUCGACCGUCCGGCGCGCCGCUUCAACACCCUGAAAGUGCCCAAAAAGCUGCAAGCGGCGUUGCCAUAUGCCUCCAAACCGAAGAUCGUUAAACAGCAAAAUCGGCAGACGUAUCUGCAGAAGCGCGCUGUGGUCUUGGAACCGGAAGAGAAGAAGGCGAUAGCGCUCUUGCAGCAAAUGCGAGCGUUGCGCAAAGACCAAGUUCAGCGACGCAAGGAGAAGCAGAUGCAGCGCAAGGAAGCGCACCGCCAUAAGGUGGAGAAGGAAGAGGCGAAGAAGAGCGAGAAGGACAAGGAGAAACGCAAGGAAUACAUGCGGGCAGCAGGCAUGAAAAGCAAGCGGGAAGCAGAAAGUGAGGAAGGAGGUCGGGGACGCAAGCGCAGAAAAACUUGAGCCGAUUGGCUCGCUGUAUCGCAUGGCUUGUAUCUUCCACGCUAUAUCCUUAUUGCGCAAUAUUUCACUCCACA